Messenger RNA from Arctia plantaginis, 1614 nucleotides. The record is from the annotation of a GenBank genome assembly. Lineage: Eukaryota; Metazoa; Arthropoda; Insecta; Lepidoptera; Erebidae.
AUGAAAUUGUUCGAACUUAAUAAUGAAAAGUACCACAUGGGACAUUUAGUGUGGGAUGGUUUGAGAACCUUUCCCGAUACAAUUUGUCAGAUAGACGCUGCAACGGGUGAAAGCGAGACAAACGCAUCAGUUCUCCGUCGGUCGGUGCAAUUCGCGAGAUGUCUUCUUCGCUUCGGCGUUCAACCCGGCGACGUUAUGGCGCUGAGUGGUAGAAACCACCUCGACUUGCACAUACCCUACUACGCUGCACUCAUGAUCGGAAUGCCUGUUUCUGGUUUAGAUCCAGAAUUCAAAUAUACUGAAAUAAAAGUUCAAUAUGAGAUAUUAUGUUCUCCCAAGGUUGCGUUUUGUCAAAAGGAACGCCUCGAGGACCACUUACAAGCUAUUAAAAACCUAGGUUUGGACACGAAAUUAAUCUGCUUUGAUGAUGGAGAGUACUCCAUGAAGAAAUUUAUUCAGGAGUAUGAUGACGGUUGUGAUGACACAGAGUUUGAGCCAUUAGACUUCGAUUUGGACCAAAUUUAUGGCUGGCUCUUAAGUACAAGUGGCACCACAGGCGUAAUAAAGGUUGCUGCCUGUAAACAUAGAAUGGUUUUAAAAAAGUGGUUUGAGUUGUUAAGGCCCAUGAUUAAAGCGUUUCCAUGUGAUGGGGACUUAAUAAAAAAUGACAAGAACUUGCGAAUACUUAAUUUGUCUUCGGUGCAGUGGAUAUCUUUUGCCUUUGAAGGACUGACCGGGCCCGCAUUACGUGUCACCAAUAUCAUGACGUCAGCCCCCUCCACCACAGAGCAUAUUAUUGAUAUAAUUAAUGCGUAUAAGCCAGUACUGACAACGAUGGUGCCUUUUAUGGUCGCAAGUAUUCUGAAGAGUAAGAAGGAAUGCGAUCUCAGUUGUUUCGAUAGUAUCACGAUAUCGGGAUCAAAGACUCCUGAGAAUUUACUUUUGCAAUUACGGGAUAGAUUGCUUCCUGGCACAAUAGCCAAUGAGAUCUAUGGACAGUCGGAGAACUUAGGACCCAUAUUAAGCCCGAAUCCAUCGGGGCCGAUUGGAAACUGUGGCCAUUGUCCAUUCGAGUGGCAAAAAAAUGUCAAAUUGGUAGAUCCAGAGAAUAACAUAGAAAUAAAGGAACCGAAUGUGCCAGGAGAGAUGAUAACUAAAAUAACUGGUUUUUCUGAAUACUAUAACAAUCCGGCAGAGACUAAAAAUGCAUUCACAGACGACGGAUGGUUCAAAACAGGAGACAUUCUGUACAGAGAUGAAGGAGGCAACUAUUUCUUUGUGGAACGAUUGAAGAUGCUCAUCAAAUAUCGUGGGUACCAUAUAAGACCUUCAGAAAUAGAAACUUUAAUCUUAGAGCACCCUGGCGUCAGUGACGUGAGUGUGACAAGCAUUCCUGACGAAGAAGAUGGAGAACAUCCGGUAGCUUGCGUCGUGAGGAAAAUAGGCAGCAACGUUACUGCGCAGGAGAUCAAGGACCUUGUAGCUAGUAAACGAUCAAAUUCUCAACAGUUGAGAGGCGGUGUGGUGUUUUUGAAUGAAAUCCCGUUAACGUCUACAGGAAAGAUCGCUCGCGGUAAAAUAAAGCAGAUAGCACUGACCGCUCAGAGGGAAUAG